This is a messenger RNA of Ambispora gerdemannii, 327 nucleotides long. The record is from the annotation of a GenBank genome assembly. NCBI's taxonomy places the organism in Eukaryota, Fungi, Glomeromycota, Glomeromycetes, Archaeosporales, Ambisporaceae.
AUGAACUCGAGAACGACGAGAGCGAAACCACAGCCAAUAACAACUGAAACAGCAACCAAAGCCCAGAGAGAAACUCUGACAGAUAGUAUCCAGCAAAUUUGCACGACUUCAAAAACAGUGCAAGUUGGAAAAACUUGUCAAACUCAGCAACGAAGAGCAGGAAAUGAUGGAACUUACCUGGCUGGAGAUUACCUGGCAGAAACAACAUUCGCCAAAACGAAACUGGAAACGCAGAAUGUCGGCAGGAAUAAUAGACCAACGUUACCAUACUGCGCCAAAGUCGGAAUGGCGAAAAACAUCCCUAUCCACGUCCCAGGUCUUAGUUAA